AUGGUUAUGCCUUUCGGACUAACCAAUGCGCCCGCAUCUUUUCAAGCCUUCAUAAAUCAUGUUCUACGAGAACACAUCGAUGUAAUCUGUGUUAUCUAUCUAGACGACAUUUUGAUCUACAGUAAAAAUCUCGAAGAACACAAGAAACAUGUCAACCUAAUCCUCGCCUCCCUACAAAAAUACGACUUGCAAUACACAAAAGAAAAGUCUGAAUUUGCUGUUACCGAAUGUGAAUUCUUAGGAGCCAUAAUUACUUCUAAUAGUAUUAAAAUGGACCCAAAGAAGGUCCAAACCAUUCAGGAUUGGCCUAUCCCUCAAAAAGUCAAGGAAGUACAGUCAUUUUUAGAACUCUACAACUAUUAUCGACAUUUCAUUCGAAAGUAUAGCUUCAUGUCAGCAGCACUGUCUGAACUUACAAAAAAACAAGUUAAAUUCGAAAUGACGCCCGAACGAAUCGCCGCUUUCGAUAUCUUCAAAAAUUCCUUCGUAUCCGCCCCAAUUCUUAGAAUUUACGACCUAAAAUUACCUAUCAAAGUUGAAACAGACGCCUCUGUAGCAGCUCUUGGAGCUUGUUUACUACAAUUACACCCCGAUAAAGAAUGGUACCCAAUUGCCUACAUCUUUCACAAAUUCGACGCUACCCAGCUACGAUACGCUAUACAUGAUAAGGAACUCAUGACUAUUGUAGAAGCUUGUCGAAAAUGGUGUGUCUACCUUCAAACAAAAAAACCCUUCACUGUCCUCUCCGAUUACAAGAAUCUCACUUAUUUUCUCACCAUAAAAGAACUCAGCAGACGACAAGUCUGCUGGUGGGAACUUCUGUGUGAAUAUAACAUGAAAAUUGUCUAUUUCAAAGGAAAAGAAAACGUAUUUGCCGACGCCAUUAGUUGA
Messenger RNA from Orbilia oligospora ATCC 24927, 891 nucleotides. RefSeq lists its product as uncharacterized. The coding region runs from base 1 to 891 and encodes 296 amino acids. The transcript has a single exon. The record is from RefSeq and is a predicted model, not a curated record. NCBI's taxonomy places the organism in Eukaryota, Fungi, Ascomycota, Orbiliomycetes, Orbiliales, Orbiliaceae.